Messenger RNA from Pocillopora verrucosa, 1362 nucleotides. Its product is annotated as transmembrane protein 179. The record is from RefSeq and is a predicted model, not a curated record. Lineage: Eukaryota; Metazoa; Cnidaria; Anthozoa; Scleractinia; Pocilloporidae.
UUACAUCGAGAAAAAGUGUAUAUUUUGCUUUCACAAAAUAUGCAGCGAGCGGAGCGAUUUGAGAUUUUCUUCUACAUCGUAGCCCUCGCCGCUGGAUGUUGCAUUUCAGUUCUUCUUAAACUCAAUGAAACUAAUUUCAAUGGUGACUGUUUACUUUUUGGAAAACUGGAUAUUCUAACCAACAACAUAUUCAUGGGAAGUCAAGCGUACUGUAAUUUUACAUUUUACUCCUCUUUGACAAACGCCAUCUUAGCGAUUUUGCUCGGAUUUGGCCAAUGCUGCUGUAGUGUACACACCUACAAUUGGAGCGUAGUUUACUUCAAAUUCAUGGCCACCAUUUUAGCAGCAAUUGCAUGGAUCAACUGCUUGGUGUGUACUAUAUUUAUCGUCACUGGCUUCAACAAAUGGUGUAACUCUGUAACCAACAAUGGAAACAUUGAAAGGUGCAAAAAUGCAGAAAGGUGGGAUUGGACUGUUUACAGACCAGUUGGUAUUGAUGGCAGAAACUUUUACACCCACCUGUUUAUAGCAGAGGUUGCAUCAUAUUCUGCUUUAGGGAUUUGGUUUAUCAUAACAGUGUUCUCUGGUAGAAAUUUCAAGAAAAGCUUGUUUGAGAUGAAAGCUUCUGAGUAUUACCUUACUGAUGAGAGAAUGGCAUACUCAUCACCCAUCCAAGAAAUUCCAUUUUAUGAGGUUACAAGUGACAGGGGAUCAAGAUAUCUUUAAAUUAGUACUUCUUAGUUUGCAAAUAUUCAGAAAUGUUUUGCUGAAUUAAUAAUAUAGAAAUUUAUAGCUUCAGAAAACCAAAUGAGAAGUUUUUCAUUUGAAAUAAAUAAUGAUGAAAUAAUGUAAACUGUCUCCAACAGUGUCCAGAGUCAUCAUCUUAAGGAUCAGAUACCAAAUAUCAAAAAAAUUAAUAUUCCAUAGCAUAAAAGGCUUUAUACUGUAAGACUUGAAAAACUUAAUAAAAUAACUGAGAUAUUACCCUUUGUUGUAAUGGUUAACCCAAAGUUAUUUUAUAAAAGAGCAUUAGACAAAACUUUCUAUCAGUUAACCAGCCUACAACCGUGGCGGGAUGUUGGGAACUGGAGUUGACAACAGAAAGCGUGUUCUAUAGCUUAAUUAACAUUCUUAAUAUUGACUUUCUGGUACAUAUAUCUAUAUUGUUUCUAAGUUUCACAGCUUAAAUUCUUAAAAUUGGUUUCUAUUUAGUUUCAAUUGGUGUCACUCCAGUGUAAGUGGAAAACUGUGUAGCCUACUGCAUGGUUUUGUCACUUUCAUCAUCACAACAUUGACUGAUUUUUUUGGUUAUUUACUGCCUUAAUGGGCAUAGAGAGAUUGAAUAAAUAGUUAUUAUAAGUU